Aspergillus tanneri is the source of this 447-nucleotide messenger RNA. RefSeq lists its product as uncharacterized. NCBI's taxonomy places the organism in Eukaryota, Fungi, Ascomycota, Eurotiomycetes, Eurotiales, Aspergillaceae. The record is from RefSeq and is a predicted model, not a curated record. The transcript has a single exon. The coding region runs from base 1 to 447 and encodes 148 amino acids.
AUGUAUAGCAGAGUAUUCCCUCAGUCCAAGGACCUGAUCACCGGUGCGGAUGCCAUCAUCUCCUAUGGACCGCAGGAUCCGGAUGACUGCGAUAGCUACAGUUUUGGGCAUAUUCCCAAACCAGCCAAGUCAGCCGACUUCGCCAGUGAACAUAUCCUUGAGUGGCAAUUGUAUUUGGACUUCUGGCGCGACCAAGAGGGCGAAGGACAGACAUUCAUUAGUCCGAACCCCAACGGAGGUAAGGGAAAUGUUGAGAUUUGUCCGUAUUUCAAAUUCUGGUGGGGCAAUAAUAAAUUGAGGCACGAUGCUUUUGGUGCGACAAAUGGGCUCCCCGUUGGUUUAGUCGCCCUCGCCUACGACGAUGAUUUCAAGAGGGAUGAGUUUAUGCUUCUCGAUAAAAAUACGAAUGGUCUGAAAGAACGUCUCUGGGGAAAUGGGGAGAGAUAG